GUGGAUUUCCAGCUUCAGGAAAUUGGCAGCUUACCUGUUCUUGAUGGGGUUGCACUUUCCCUGAAGGAACAGGUAUGUAGCUUGGAUGUGCACAUUGUACAUUUAAAGCACUCUUAUACCACUUAUUACUUAAUUGGUUUUAAUUGGUUACUUUUUUCCCUGUUUCCUGCCUAUAUUUUUAGCUGUUUCUGUUUCAGUUGUAAGCCACCUAGAGUCCUCAUCAGGGAAAAAGACAGGAUAUAAAUAUUGGAAGAAGAAGAAGAAGAAGAAGAAAAAGAAGAAGUAGAGGAGGAGGAGCUUUUUCUGGGGGGGACACAGGUGUACACAUACCCCUAAACAUUUUGUGAAUCUAAGUUUGGCCUCAUUAAAGUGCAGAAUUUCAAUAUGAGUAGGAAAAUGAGAGUAUCUUUAAACAUUAUUAUUUUUUUAGAAAAAAGCACUAAUAAUAAUAAUAUUAAUAAUAAUGCCUCCCCCAAAAGAAUCUGGGGAACUGUAGCUUGUGAAAAGUGCCGACCUCUUACAGCCGCUAUUCCAGGCACCCUUAACAAACUACAGUUCCCAAGAUUCCCUCGGUUGUCUUUUCUCUUGGGUGACGUUUAUAAGACAUUUUCGAAAUAGUGAUUUGUAAAUGGGGAAGCGUGAAACUAUAUAUAUCAUCAAAAAAUUGCCAGGAAGGGAAGCUUCUUUCUUGCGGUGAAAGCAUUUGUUUUCAUAGAAUCACAGAACUAUAGAGUUGGAAGGGAGCUCAGGAGUUCUCUAGCAUAACCCCCUGCAAUGCAGGAAUCUGAGCUGAAGCGUUCAAGACAGGUGGCCGUCCAACCUCUGCUUAAAAGCCUCCCAGGAAGGAGAGUCCACAGCCUCCCGAGGGAGACCAUUCCACUGUCCAACAGCUCUUGCUAUCAGAAAGACUUAACAAAUUUAUUGUGCCACUUCAAGUCUACUUCGUCAGAUGCACGGGGUGAGACCUUAGUUGCUAGGCAUGUAGAAGAAGAAGAAGAAGAGUUUGGAUUUGAUAUCCCGCUUUAUCACUACCCGAAGGAGUCUCCAAGCGGCUCACAUUCUCCUUUCCCUUCCUCCCCCACAACAAACACUCUGUGAGGUGAGUGGGGCUGAGAGACUUCAGAGAAGUGUGACUGGCCCAAGGUCACCCAGCAGCUGCAUGUGGAGGAGCGGGGAAGCAAACCCGGUUCACCAGAUUACGAGUCUACUGGUCUUAACCAAACUGUCCGUGUCAGAUGAUGAUGAUUGACUUGGACUGGGUGGAAUUGGCCUGGCCUGAAUCUCUGCUCUCCUAUUUCCCAUGAGCAGCUGUCCAACAAGAGGUCACCAUGGAGUCAAAAGUAACCCAAGGAACACUGUCUGGAAACAAAGGGAUUGCCGGGCUACCUUUUCCUGUGCAUUUAUGAUCUAUCUCGAACAGGCACAACCUAUCACUCUGACCACAGUUCCUAGGUUUAAUUUGUAAUAACAAAUUUAAGGUCUUAUAUAUAUAUUAUAAAUGUUCAUAAAUGCACCAACCAAGCACAUACAUAGAUAGGUGGACUACAUGUCGGGAGCAGCACAGGAAGACCGCCCUGAAACCAUUUUGACUCCCAAACUGACCAAAUGUUUUCUCUGCAAAGAGGGAGGGGGCGAGGGAACCUUCCCAUUGUCUCAGGAAUUGGGAAAUCACCAUCUCAAAGAAGUGGCCAGACUACCAGGAAAGGCAAUCAGAUAAGGCAUUAUCAGAUAACCUGGCAGACAGGAAAAACAACAACGUUCAAAUUUCUGUUGUAGACCGCCUUUUCUGUGAUGUGGGUGUGAUGUUUGUGGGGGGUGGUCUUGGGUUACACCCCUUCUGUGAUGUAGGUAUGAUGUAUGGAGGGGUGGUCUUGAGCUCCAGGCAAGGGAAUUUAAAAUGUCUAUAUAAGGGGCAGGCACACCUUUGUUCUGGGUCCUCCUCCUUUCCUGCGUGUGAGGGGAUUACCCUGUUGCAACAGUUCAAUAAAGAUCAGGCUUACUAGCUGUUUUGCUUCUCAGUAUUCUCUGGUUGGCCUCUGUUAUUUUCUCCCACCGAUGGAGAACCUACAAAGGACUCUAUAAAAGGCUCUUGCAUAUAAGGGAAUAAGGGCAGAUUUUAUUUACAACAAUUCCUGGAUAUCAGGCAGAUUGAUUGGCUAAGGUGGGCAUCUGGGGCUCAGCCCGGACACUGAGGUCCAGCUCUGAGGGCCUUCUGGUGGUUCCCUCCCUGCAAGAAGUGAGGUUACAGGGAACCAGGCAGAGGGCCUUCUCAGUGGUGGCGCCCGCCCUAUGGAACACCCUUCCAUCAGAAGCCAAGGAAAUAAACAACUAUCUGACUUUCAGAAGACAUCUGAUGACAGCCCUGUUUGGGGAAGUUUUUAAUGUUUGAUGUUCUAUCGUGCUUUUAAUGUUGUGUUGGGAGCCGCCCAGAGCGGCUGGGGAAACCCAACCAGAUGAAUGGGGUAUAAAUGAUAAUUGCUAUUACUCAGUGAUUAGCUGCUUUGAAGGGAUGCAGGGGAAUCACUUGCAUUGCUGCCACACUUUAUGAAUUGUCCCUGGGGAUUGUCCCUUCCUCUGAGGCAGACCGAGGGGGGGGGCGCUUGGGGGUGAUGUCAUGAAAGGGCAGGAAAUUGUUCCGCAUUUAAUCUUAUGAUGGUAGCGUAAUAACUGCAAAGGAAGAAGCAGAGAGAGGAACUUGCGGGCUUUUCUGCCUCAGGCACCAAAAGAGCUUGUGACCCACUUUGCGCACCUUGGUUUGGGGUGGAGAGCAAGACUGGAUGCUGCUGUUUGGGUACCAAAAAGGUUUGGACCCGAUGGCAGAAGGGGUGCGAGGAAAAAGAAGAGGAAGGGAAGAUCAGGAGGAAAAGAGAUGUUCUGAGAAGUCUCAAACAGUGGGUGAGAAAAGAAAUUGUAAACAACAGUGGGUAUUUGUUCAACGAUUAUAUUUUUUCAAAGAAAAGUUUCAGAUGAAAUAAGACUUUGGGUUAGCAAGAGCAUGAGCUCCUCACUUUGCCUUUGGCUGGAGGGGAUCUACCUUAGAUUCCCCCACUGAUUUCCACGCGGGGCAGCUCCCCCUUUUGCACCGGGGAGCUUACAUGGUGGGGGCGUAGGGAGGGGGAGAGGCAGCGAUCUACCGUAUUUUUUGCACCAUAACACUCACUUUUUUCCUCCUAGAAAGUAAGGGGAAAUGUCUGUGCGUGUUAUGGAGCGAAUGCCUACAGAUGGCGGGGGAAUCUGCUGCAGUCGUGAGCAGAGGAUCCAUGGUUCCCCUUCCUUCCCUCCUCCGUGGCUCGCUUUGAAACAGCAAAGCGGGAGAAGAGCCGCUGAGUGGGGAGGAGAGAGGGACAGAGAGCCUGCUUGCUUUAAAGGAGCAAAGCGGGAGAGGAGAGGAGCCUUCUCCUCUUAUACCCCUCUUCUGCAUUGUUAACAGCAUCCUUCUCCACCCACCCCACGCGUGUUCCUUGUCCCUUGAGUGCUUUUCCUUCCCUCCCCACUUAAAACGUGGUUACAGAGCACGGAUCCACAUGGAUCCUCAGGAUUUUUGCACUGGGUCACCCCAAAUUCACCAUCAGAUCACAUACCAUGUCCAUGGCUACAGCUUGCACCAAAAAAAUCACGCACCCACUGUUGCCUGGGGCCGCAGUGGUGCAAAAACGUGGUUACAAAGCAUGGAUCCACAUGGAUCCUCAGGAUUUUUGCAUUGGGCUACCCCAAACUCACCGUCAGGUCACAUGUCUGUGGCCACAGCAUGAACCACAAAAAUCAUACAUCCGCUGUUUCAUUUAGAAUAUUUCUUUUCUUGUUUUCCUCCUCUAAAAACUAUGUGCAUGUUAUGGUCGGGUGCGUGUUAUAGAGCGAAAAAUACGGUAUUUUAGAGAACUCUGUCCAAAGCUCUUCCACUUCGGGGCGCUCUCCAGGCGCCCGAUUGGCUGAGAGGGGAGCACAGCGCGCGGCGAGUGUACGCGCCCGGCCAAGCCCUUGCUCCGGGACCCAAUGGCUGCUUUCGGAGGAAGGGGACCAAGGGGGCGGCUGGUGGGGAAGGCGCGUGCGCACUCCGCCGCCUCUGCCUCUGCUGCAAGACAACAGGCCGGAGGAGAGUUUUGAAAGCUGCGCUUUGCAAAAUGAUGGUGAGAUAGUACAAAGGGGCCAAAGUGUGGCCGUGGAUGUGCGUGAUAGAGUCCUGUUUUAAAGCCCCAGGAAGCGCGCUGUGAUGGUCUCUCUCUAUCUCUCUGGUUCUCUGCUCCUCUUGAUUUUACGCGCGCGCGCAAAACGAUUAAACGAUUGGCAUCAAUGUCCUCCUGAAUCUCUGCCCUAUACAGUGGUACCUCGGGUUACAUAUGCUUCAGGUUACAGAUGCUUCAGGUUACAGACUCCGCUAACCCAGAAAUAGUACCUCAGGUUAAGAACUUUGCUUCAGGAUGAAGCCUUGUGGCGGAUACCAUGAAAUGCUCCUGCAACCCCAAAGCACCCAUUUGUAUAGCACUGCUGAUUCCUAAACUGGAAAGUUGCAACUUGUGGUUGUGGUGACAUGAGGUGAGCCAGACCCUACCUUAAAUUGAGCAGGGGCGGUUGUGAAAACUCAAUUGGGGGUCUCUGGGGUGAUGGUAAGGUAAAGGUAAAGGGACCCCUGACCAUUAGGUCCAGUCGUGACCGACUCUGGGGUUGUGGCGCUCAUCUCACUUUAUUGGCCGAGGGAGCCAGCGUACAGCUUCUGGGUCAUGUGGCCAGCAUGACUAAGCCGCUUCUGGAGAACCAGAGCAGUGCAUGGAAACGCCAUUUACAUUUCCGCCGGAGUGGUACCUAUUGAUCUACUUGCACUUUGACAUGCUUUCAAACUGCUAGGUUGGCAGGAGCAGGGACCAAGCAACGGGAGCUCACCCCGUCGCGGGGAUUCGAACCGCCGACCUUCUGAUCAGCAAGUCCUAGGCUCUCUGGUUUAACCCAGAGUGCCACCCGCGUCCCUGGGGGUGAUGGUGGGUGCUCUCUAUUCAAUGUCUGGGGCUGAAUCUAUUGAUAGGGGUUCCAGGGUUGUGGAGACUGAGAACAUUCUUAUGGGAAUGUUGUGGAUAGUAGCAGAGGAUAUAUUGAUUAAAUAUUAUUCUUCCAUAGCUAGUGAGUCAGUAGCAGGGUACAUUCCCCAGUGUAUUGCAGGAAGCUAGUUGGUAGACAGUGUUCUCGAAGCUACGAACAUGUGUUUGACCAAACUGCGGGAGGCAGUGGAGGACAGGAGUGCCUGGCGUGCUCUGGUCCAUGGGGUCACGAAGAGACAGACACGACUAAACGACUAAACAACAACAAAGUUGGUAGACUCGUUUGAAUCUCUUGAGUUAAGCAAUCCAGUCUGGCUUAUCCAGAUGGGGUUAUUCCUGGUAAAUUCCCCUUUAAUCCCUCCAAAAGGAAUAAAGACACAUCAGUCUUCUUUAAAAGCACUGUAAUGAUAAGAAGUUUACUUACCUUCAGUUCACAGUAGGUUCCCUGAAGGCAGGCUUUUAGCUUGUAGUGACAAAAAAGAGUUUAAGUUCAUCCCAUAUGGGGAUUGAUCCCAUGUCUCACAGGGUCACACCAAUCUACCUGAUCACAUGCAGGGGGAGGACGCUCCAGACCAGGUGUGACAGGAAGUCCUCCUGGCUGGAGUAACAUCCACCUGUGUGUCCACUCUGGGCAAACAGGAAAUGUACUUGAUUGCUUAUGUUGCUUCCUUGCAGGGUCUGGUGACCUUUGAAGAUGUGGCUGUGUAUUUCAGAGAAAGCCGGGGUGCCCUGCUGGACCCAGACCAAAGGAUUUUGUAUAAAGAUGUCAUGAUGGAGAAUUACGGGAAUGUGGCCUCAUUCGGUAAGGAACUUGACUUGACGUUCUGUAAGAACAUGAAGGGUAGGUAUCGCCUCUCCAUCACUGGACAAAUAAGGAGUCUGUAUUAAUUUAGAUUUCUUCAGUAAUUCCUCCCCCCUCUUCCUAACUUAUUAAACCUAGGUGAGUUGCAUGAUAUACUUAAAAAGGUAAAGGGACCCCUGACAGUUAAGUCCAGUCGCAAACGACUCUGGGGUUGUGGCGCUCAUCUUGCUUUAUUGGCCGAGGGAGCUGGCGUUUGUCUGCAGGCAGCUUCCGGGUCAUGUGGCCAGCAUGACUAAGCCGCUUUUGGUGAACCAGAGCAGCGCACGGAAACGCCGUUUACCUUCCCACUGGAGCGGUACCUAUUUAUCUACUUGCACUUUGACGUGCUUUUGAACUGCUAGGUUGGCAGGAGCAGGAACCGAGCAAUGGGAGCUCACCCCAUCGUGGGGAUUCGAACCGCCGACCUCGGCAAGUCCUAGGCUCUGUGGUUUAACCCACAGCGCCACUUUCACUAUAAUCUAUGGCAGGCUAGGCUGAUGGAAGACCUAGGUGGGUAUCAGGAAUGUUGUCCUAACCAUAAUUCUGACAAUAAAUCAUGGCAUCGAUGGGUUCCUUCUCAAGAGGAUUAUUAUGACUACUAAUCUCAUUCUAUUUAUUAUAAUUUAUCACCUGCUCUUCCCCUUAGGGUGGGUUAACAUUAAAACGCAAUAUGAUCUUACACCUUAAUAACUUGAUUAUACAGUGGAACCUCUACUCACGACCACAAUCCAUUCUGAAGGCCUGUCCUUAUGGUGAAACGGGUCGCUGGGAGAGGCGCCAUUGUGCGCAGGCUUGGGCGGUGAUUGCCCACUUCUGUGCAUGCGCGAACGGUGGCAAACCCACCGGUUAUUUCCAGGUUUGCUGUGGACGCAACUUGGAACGUCCGCGAGUAGAGGCGGUUGUAAGUAGAGUUUCUACUGUGUACUAUUGCUGUACAGUGGUACCUUGGGUUAAGAACUAAAUUCGUUCUGGAGGUCUGUUCUUAACCUGAAACUGUUCUUAACCUGAAGCACCACUUUAGCUAAUGGGGCCUCCCGCUGCGCUCCUGGAGCACAAUUUCUGUUCUCAUCCUGAAGCAAAGUUCUUAACCCGAGGUUCUAUUUCUGGGUUUGCGGCGUCUGUAACCUGAAGCAUCUGUAACCCGAGGUACCACUGUACUGUGUAUUUUGGGUCUAUGGACCGCAAUAAAGCUGUGUGUGUGUGUGCGUGUGUGUGUGUGCACGCAUUCAAUAUGAAAACAGUUUAAAACAACUUAGGAUCACAGAAAUAAAGAUGGUUGUACAAAUACGCACCUCAUGUGUCAAAAACCAGGGUAAAGAGGUUCAGCGUUUGUUGGAAAUUGCAUAAUGAAAGUCCCUUUUAGUGGCCACAGGGUAAGUCUGAUCACAUUCUAUGUUCUCUUCUUUUCUGGGAAGGGUUUCCGUUUGCCAAGCCUGAUCUCAUCUGCCUGCUAGAAGGAGGGGAAGAGCCGUGGAUUCGGGAUGAACAUGGCUUGGACGAAAUUGAGAAUUCCGCAGCCAACUCAGGUGAGGGGCCCUGGCAAACCAGCUCAUGAAAUACCCUUUCCUGAUUUCUUCUGACUCUGAUCCUUCCCCUUUUAAAAUCUUGGGAAUAUCCUCUAUGCAUCAGUCAGUUCCUUCUGGAGGAAGAGUUGCCUUUCUGGGAUUAAACCCACCACAACCCCACUGCUUUAUUCGCUCUUGUAUACCUGGCUCCCCCCCCCCUUUUUUUAAGUGACCGAAAUCGUUAAAUGGUUUAGUUAAGCUGUCUUGAAGAGAAACUGCUGGGGGGGGAGGGAGAGCAAGUCCAUAGUUGCUGUGAUUGGAGUAAUCAAACUACGUUACAGAUAACACAGUGCUAUUUUUCUAGAAAAAGGUGCCAGAACUCACCAUGUCUUAUAAUGGCAAUGGCACCCGCCUGAGAGGUGCUGGAACUGAGUUCUGGUAUUUAUAUAUACAGUUGUAUCUUGGAAGUCGAAUGGAAUCUGUUCCGGAAGUCCGUUCAACUUCCAAAACGUUAAGAAACCAAAGGUGUAACCAAAGCUCCUGCAGCCAAUCAGAAGCCGCGCCGGACGUUCAUCUUCCAAAAAUGGUUAGAAAACUGGAACACUCACUUCUGGGUUUCAAUCGUUUGGGAGCUGAUUUGUUCAGGAGUCAAGGCGUUUGAGAUCCAAGAUAUGACUCUGUGUCUCUCUCUCUCUCUCUGUGUAUACAGUCAUACCUUGUGUUGCAUCCGCUUCAUGUUGUGUCUUUUCGCAAUACGUCCCGCGGCAACCUGGAAGUACCGGAACGGGUUACUUUCAGGUUUUGCGCUCGCACAUGCGCAGAAGCACUAAAUCGCACUUCAUGCAUGUGCAGAAGUGCCAAAUCGCGCCGUGCACCUGCGCAGACACACCACUUUAGAGUUGUGGGCAUUUCACAUUUCCCCCUUCAACCUUCUUCUCAGGUUUCCGUCUCUCCAGUCCUCUAAAGUACAUCUUUUUAAUUUCUCAUUUGCCCUUUAUCCCUGCAGGUGAGUGUUGGAAACUGGUCCUGUCUGACGUGCAAGGGACACACCUUACUCAGAAAUCGAACCUUGAUGAGCACGAAUGGUUCCAUGCCCGUGAAAGAGCUUACACGUGCUUGCAAUGCGGGGAAUGUUUUGCUUGGAAAUCAAAGCUUGCGAGGCACCAAACAGUCCAUACAGGGGAUAAGCCUUAUAGAUGCUUGGAAUGCGGAAGGCUUUGUGGAAUGCGGAAGGCGUUGUGGCCAGAAAUCCCAUUUCCCGAACCACCAGAAAGUCCUUACUGGGGGGAAGGCUCACAAAUGCUUGGAUUGUGGGAAAGGCUUUGUUCAGAAAUCGCAUCUUGAGAACCACCGGCGAGCACAAAAAGGAGAGAAACUGUUUACAUGCUUGGUGUGUGGAAAGGGUUUCGCUCGGAAAUCAAAUCUCAUGACGCACCUGAGAGUCCAUACAGGAGAGAAACUGUACGAAUGUUUGGAGUGCGGGAAGGGUUUCUCUGCAAAAUCUAGUUUCGUAGACCACCAGAGAGUCCACACAGGGCAGAAACCGUACGCCUGCACCAAGUGUGGAAAACGCUUUGCCUACAGAUCACUACUUGCGACGCACCAGAGGGUCCACACAGGAGAGAAACCCUAUCAGUGUACGGAGUGUGGGAAACGUUUUUCCGAUUCUUCCUCCUUUGCGAGGCACCGGCAAGUCCACAAAAGGAGCGAAACCCCAUAAAUGCGCAGAGUGUGGGAAAUGUUUCGCUCGGAAAUCGAAGCUUGUGGAGCACGCGAGAGUCCACACGGGAGAGAAACAGUAUAAAUGCUUGGAGUGUGAGAAGGCUUUUUCUUUGAAAUCCACUCUCGCGGACCAUCAAAAAGUCCACACGGGGGAGAAACCGUACGAAUGUUUGGAGUGUGGGAAAUGUUUCACCGCUUCCACGACCUUCGUGAGACAUCGUAGAAUCCAUAUGGGACAGAAACCGUACGAUUGCUUGGAGUGCGGAAUGCGCUUCGCUCGGAACUCCAAUCUCACGAUACACCAGAAUGUCCACACAGGAAACAAACCAUACGAAUGUUUGGCUUGUGGGAAAUGUUUUGCUCAGAAAUCGCAUCUUGCGAGGCAUGAGAGAGUCCACACGGGAGAGAAGCCCUAUAAAUGCUCAGCGUGUGGGAAGUGCUAUGCUCAGAAAUCUCAUCUCGUGGUACACCAGCGAGUCCAUGCAGUAGAGGUUCCUUACAAAUGUCUGGAUUGUGGGCAGUGUUUUGCCAACCCUGAAGGCUUUGCAAAACACCAGAGGGAGCACACACUGGCCUCAGGAAAAGUUGGGACAAGCUGGUACAUCGCUGUUCAAAUUGAGUAAGGCAUUCUGCCAGUCAGUGCAGUGAUGUUGAGGUCAUGGCCGCCAUUCAGUCUGUUCUACUCAGAUAUUCAAUAUCAGUGGGGAGUUAUUUUGGAGGGGGCAGCAAGGAAAUAUCUGUAUGAACAAAGAGAGGGGCAUGGCAGCAUUGAGAAAGCAUCUCAAAGCACGCGAUCUGCUUAUUACAAAUUGUGUCAUUUUCAGAAACGAGAAACGGGAGCUCAAUUCCACAGUACUGGUCAGAAUUCCUAGAUCUGUGUGAGAUCUGGCUGGAUAUUCCACAGCAGAGAUGAAGGACCUGUAACCCUCCAGAUGUUGAAUCCCAGCUCCCAUCAGCCUCAACCAGGUUGACCAACGAUCAGGCAUGAUGGGAAUUGUAGUCUCAGAUAACAUCUGAACGGCAGAGGUUCUUCAUCCCUCCUCUGCAGUAAUUUUACCAAUAUUUUGCCACUGGCCUGAGAGGAAGGUUAUGGAAUUGGUUUGGGGAGAGGGAGGGUAGUCAAGAUGAGAAAAGAGACUUUCUCCUAACUGUAUAACAAUAAAUUCCUUCAUUUACGGUUGUGGGACAGGAAUUAAUCGAGGUGUAGUGCGAUCUGGUAGAUUUGAGGGACGGAAGUCAAAAUAAUCUCCUUGUAACCGUAUAACAAUAAAGCCUUAAAUGCCAUUAAUUUGUUUUAAAAAAAGUUCUCUGAGGGGUUCUUUUUUUUAAAAAAAGUGUACAUUAUUUUCUGAAUAUUAAGUGGUAACAUAACUCCUCUCUACAAAAAGUGUUUCUGAGGUAUUUUCUCAGACUGGUGUGACAUCUUUUUUUGCGUCUGUGGGACUGAACUGAGAUGGAGACUCUCUGGCCCACAAGCAAGGCGGGACACACCAGACACCCCUAUUUUGCCCUUACUUUCUUUUAACCCCAAGUGCUCAGGAAAAUCUGUCAAAAUCCUCAGUCAUUUGAAAACUAGGAAGUUAUUUUUUUUAAGUACAGUCAAAGGCGACUAUGGGGUUGUGGCGCUCAUCUCGCUUUCCAGGCCGGGGGAGCCAGCAUUUGUCCACAGACAGAUUUCCGGGUCAUGUGGCCAGCAGGACUAAACUGCUUCUGGUGCAAUGGAGCACUGUGACAGAAACCAGAGCGCACGGAAACACCAUUUGCCUUCCCACCACAGAGGUACCUAUUUAUCUCCUUGCACUGGCGUGCUUUCAACCUGCUAGGAGCUGGGACAGAGCAACGGGAGCUCACCCUGUCGCGGGGAUUCGAACCACCAACCUUCCGAUCGGCAAGCCCAGGAGUCUGAGUGGUUUAGACCACAGCAUCCCUAGUUAUUGCAUUCACAAGCCCCACAAAUAACUCAGAGGUGCAUUUUAAAUAAAAGCACACAUUCUACUCAUGUAAAAACAAGCUGAUUCCCAGACCGUCUGCGGGCCGGAUUUAGAAGGCGAUUGGACCGGAUCUGGCCCCCGGGCCUUAGUUUACCUACCCAUGGACUGGGGCGACCAAGGUUUGAAUCCCACCCCCCUAUCUCAGCCAUGCAGUUUCAGUGAGUGAACUUGAGCCAGGCGCACUCUUUAACCGCCUCACCUCGCAGGGUUUUUGUUUUCCCACAGAUGGGCGCAGACAAACGAUAUACGCAGCCUCAAGCUCUUUGGAGGAAAGGCCCAGAUAUAAAUGUAAUAAAUAAAUGAGGAAAAGAGUGCUUGUUGCCGCAGACAAGGUUGCCAACUAACAUGAUAAUAGAUGUUGAAACAUCUCUUACCAGUAAUAACUAAACGGAACUUACAUGUAUUAUUAUUGAUCAUAGUCGGGGGAGUGGUGCAGGAAAAACAACUUACCCCUUAACUUAAAGAAAACAAAAGAGAUUUUUGUGGACUUUAGGAAAUGUAAAUUGAAUAUUCAGCCACUUAUUAUUGAGGGGAAGUGCGUGGAACAGGUCUCAGUGUUUCAAUUUCUGGGAAUGAAGUUGAGAGAUGACCUAACCUGGGGAGAAAACAGCAAAGACCUGAUGAAGAGAGCACAGCAGAGGUUAUAUUUUCUGAGAAUCCUCCGGAAAAACAAUCUCUCAAAGGACCUGUUGAUGACAUUUUACCACUGUACUGUGGAGAGUGUAUUAACUUAUGGUCUCUGUGUGUGGUUUGGGAGCUGCACGGCCAGGGAAAAAACAACGCUGUCCAGGGUUGUAAAGACUGCGGAGAGAAUAAUUGGGUGCACUCUUCCCACCUUGAAUCAAAUCUACGCUUCCAGGUGCCAUAAGAAAGCUGCAGAGAUAGUGCAGGAUAGUGCGCACCCUGGAAAUGAUCUCUUUCAGCUUCUGCCUUCUGGAAGAAGGUACAGGGUUAUUAAGAUUAGGACUAGCCGUCUGAGAAACAGUUUCUAUCCAAAUGCAAUUUUGAUUUUAAACGCUGUGUAAGGAGUCUCUAUGGGAGUAUGUUGUAUUUAAAAAUGGGGUAUCAGAGUUUUUAGGGGGCUAAACAGGCUGGGAUAGCUGGGAUAGCAGGCUUGUUGGUUUUUUAAUGUCUUAUGUAGAAUUUUUUCAAUUUUGUUGUUCUGUAUGGGACAAUGACAAUAAAGAGUAUUGUAUUGUAUUGUAUCAUAUCGUAUCGUAAUAUACAGAAGAAGCCGGUGUGUUAUAGAGGUUAAGAGCCCUGCACAAGGCCCUGGGAGACCUGGGUUCAAAUCCCCAACCAGCCCUGACCAGUCUCUCAGAAGCCUAACCUGACUUCGCAGGGCUGUUGUGAAGAUCAAAUGGGGAAGGGGAGAACCACGCAUGCUGCACUGAGCUCCUUGGUAGAGGAGUGGCUUGAGAAUGCAGUAACUAGGGAUGCGGGUGGCGCUGUGGUCUAAACCACUCAGACUCUUGGGCUUGCCGAUCGGAAGGUUGGUGGUUCGAAUCCCCGCGAUGGGGUGAGCUCCCUUGCUCUGUCUCAGCUCCUGCCAACCUAGCAGUUUGAAAGCACGCCAGUGCAAGGAGAUAAAUAGGUACCUCUAUGGUAGGAAGGUAAACGGCGCUUCUGCGCUCUGGUUUCUGUCACUGCUCUGUUGCGCCAGAAGCAGUUUAGUCCUGCUGGUCACAUGACCCAGAAAGCUGUCUGUGGACAAAUGCCGGCUCCCUCAGCUUGAAAGUCCAGUCACCUUUGACUGGACUUAACCGUCCAGGGGUCCUUUACCUUUUUCUUUUUUUACCUAAAUGCAAUAAUUAUAUAUUUACACAUACACCCCCCCCCAUUAUUGGAGUAACUAGACAUGAGAAGGGGUUAAUGUGCAAGUGCAAAUCACUCCACGUAUGAGCUCACUGCACGUGCAAGGUCAACCAGUUGCUAUGGCAAUGGCCCAGCGCUUUGCCUAUAUCUGUGAUGAAUAUAGCUCAGCUUAGUUUGUGCGCCGUCAUCCUUAUGUAGAGUGCGCUGGUCUUGAAUUGCUGGAGUUCAUUUGGAACAACCGGGAUCCGUUGCCAACCCGACAAGCUGUAGCUUUAUCUACGCACUGUUUUGCUGAGCCUUCUCUUCUGCAGCAACAGCUGAGUGGGACGGGGAGCAACUUUCCCCUGCGUGGAAAUGCAUGUCUCCUAUCAGAUCCCACCGAUCACCCCCAAGGUCAGAGCAGUGCGUGCGAUGAUGCCAUAAGUCUCGCCCGCGCGCUCUCCGAGAUCAGGGUCUAUUUGCGCGACUCUCUUUCCUCCGUCCGGCGACGCCUGGAGCACCUCGGAGAGGGGCAAGAGAGGCGGGUCCCAGCCUCCCAUCCGAUCCCUUCGCGCUCCUCCAAGGUCCGCUCUCCUCCAGCUUGCGCGAGUGCGCAGGGAGGGCGCGCAAGGCUACCUUUGCCUGGGGUCGUCUCCGCCAGCUUUGGGUGAGUAGGGUUUACCUUUAGAAUUAUACAUGUUGCAUUAAAAAAAAACACCUUUAUUUUUAUUUCUUCCUAAUCUGAGUGUAUCCGUCAAAUUAUAAAAAAACCCAUAAACAUAAAAAUCUCGCGCGCGCCCCCAAAAAGCGAGCAAGCUUGCGAGUUACUCAGAGCUCUUCUUCCAGCUGUUAAACAAAGCGGGGAGUGGCGAGUUGGUCUAAUGGGGAGGGGGGCAAAAUGGCGUCUGCAGGAUUUACUUUAAAGAUGCGAUGUGGGAGGCGAUUUUGGUCUUUGAUAGAUCAGGCUGUGCCCGGGGAAAGCGCCACCGCUUGGAUAAAAAAACACACCGCGGUUCUUCCCGCCUGCGAUUGCGCGCAGGUCCGAGAAAGAGAGAGGGACGGAGUUUGCAUUCUCAGAAACCUUAGUCCGAGAAAUAGACACACGGCAGAGUUUAGAUUAGCAAAGAUGGAAAUAAAUUUUAGGUUUAAAAAGAGAGAGAAAGGGGGGAAAUUGGAUUGUAUAUGCUGAAAAUGUUGAAACUUAGUAAAAAUAUAAUUGAAAGAGAGAGAGAGAGAGAGAGAGAGAAAGAAAGAAAGAGGCUCCAUGUUAGCCAGUUGUUAGUCUUACCUAGUAUAGAGAAUGAAGUCUUUCCUAGAAAAGGGAAGAAAAGAGUUCUUGAGAAGCUGAAAGCUUGCUCACUAUUUUUGUGAUGUUGCACCUUGUCCUAAUAAAAAUAAAGUAGUUCCUGGCUGAGGGUUUUCAAUUCCUUUUCAAUGGACCAGUUCUUUGGCUUUUGUGCAUCUUGCAGAAUGGCAGAAUCAGCUGUCCAGAAGUGGGUUUCUAUCCCCAAGGGGCUUUCUACCACCUGGGCAUGGGCCUUCUCAGUAAUUUGGGUGGCAAAUUGCUGUUUACAGUGACUGUAAAGUGUGACAUCGCUUUUGGUCUGGGAUGUAAGGAACAGAUCUGGUAAUCUUCCAUCUUUCAGCCACAGAGAGAUGGCCACUCCAUGAGUUAUCCUGUCCCAACUGGUAAACCUGUCUUACCUGGGAGCUCAAGGGUAGAACAGAUAGUUUUUUGGCAGAAGGUACCAGGUGUAAUCUUAGGUUUGCUCCAACAGGAAGGCAAGGACCUUGUAGCCAUUCCCAGCUUGAUCAGGAGGGGCCAAGGGCGUGACUCAGAGUAAGGAAGCUUCCUAGUGCAUCAGUGUUGGAGCAACUGGACCUGAGAAGGGGUUCAUUUCCUUCCUGAGCAUAAAUCACCCCAUGGAUGGGCUAAUCAAAUGUGCAAGGUCAGCCAAGCCAGUUGCUAUGAUAACAGCCCAGUGCACCAGGUAUAUCUGUGAUUAAUGAAUUUCAGCUCAGUUAGUGUUGGUCAGCGCGAGUCGGAGUCUCUUGCUUGUCCAGUGCUGUCUUGAAUUGCAGGAGUUUAUUUGGAGCUACAGAGAUACUUUGUACUUGUAUCUGUAUCUAUAUCCACAAAAGCUUAUAAGCUGUAUGUCCUGGAACUGUUACACUGAGCCUUAUCUUCUGCAGCUAUUUGGACUUUAAACUGCUUCCAUGUGGUGACUGGGACUUGGAGCAACUUCCACUGUCCGAGCAAUCAGUGCUGAAGCCAUUGAGAAUUUCGCCCCUUCCUUUCUUCUCACCAUGUGAAGUUAGCUAAUGGCAUGUCUGUUUUGGGGAUGCGAUGUCGCAUUGAACGUUUAUGCUUCUGAAAAUGUCCCCUCUCUCUUUGCUUCACCCUCCUUAGCCCCGCAGAGUGAAAAAAUGAUAUCCAAGUCUCAAAUGAGAUUGCCCCCACCUUCCAGGACAAGGCAAGAUGUUGCACAACAGCCAAACCAGGUAGGAGAUCCUCUGUAAGCUGAUUGGUGGGUGGGAGGAGAUGGGAGGGGGAAAGCAGGACCUAAUGCAAGGAGAGUCAACCAGGCAGGGAACAACCCAAUGCACGACUUGUUUCCUUCCUUCCUUUCUUCCAUCCCUCUCUCCUUGUGAAUGUAAAAAGGCCUCUUCUGGAUUGGAUGAAAAGAUCCAUCUAGUCUAGUAAGUGGGACAAUUUACGGCAGAAAUAACUUUUGGAAGAACAUUCCUACUAGAUCCACAGACUAGUUUACCCAGGACAACGGAUGGAGAUUUGCGUUUCUCAUUCACAGAGCAAGAAGUAUGGGCAUGUUUACAACCCACACUUUACAAUCUCCAUUAAUACAAAUCUUUCUUCUGUGUGUGGAUCUCCCUUUCUGGCGUGGGGCAUCUGGGGCAAGUCUAUGCAGGAAGCAGAUCACGUGGGGUGUGUGCGUGUGGAAAACUGAGCUUGCACCAGGACAGCCGCAUUUUGAAUGUCCUCCCCCGGCACAAAAUGUCCUGCACAUCAUACUGCAUGGACAUCUCACAGACUAGAACACGCCGGAUGACUAUGCUAAUUUUCUCUGCAUAGGGAGGGUAUUGUUACUGGUUUUGUUUUGUUUUGUUUUGUUUUCUGUAUGGAGGAGUAUUCUGAUCACCCACUGCAAUCUAAUUGGCACAUUCCAGAAACCUUUUUUUUUUUUUUAAUCACGCAACCUGGGGUUUUGCAUUUGGGGUUUGGGGCAGAAAAAAAUAUUGGCCUGUGUUGCUAGGGCUUUGGAGAGCAAUGCACAAGUAGAUGUGGCUUCAAGUGGUUUCUGUAAGUUGAGCUGAGUAAGAUACCCUCUGGGGUGGCUACUUUCUGUUCUGUGUCUGUGGCUGAGACUUUUGAAAGGGAUUCUAGAGUUGCAGAGUUCUAUCCUUUUGAAACACGGGUGGCACUGUGGCCUAAACCACUAAAUCCUAAAAUGUUAGGAUUUCCUCCUAAUUUAAUUAUUGUACACCACCUAGCCCUUAAGCUGCAUUAUAUUUAUAUUUUGAGAGGAGUCAGUGUUUGAUAUAGGGAUGCGAGUGGCGCUGUAGUCUAAACCACAGAGCCUAGGGCUUGCUGAUCAGAAGGUCGGCGGUUCGAAUCCCUGCGAUGAGGUGAGCUCCCGUUGCUCGGUCCCUGCUCCUGCCAACCUAGCAGUUCGAAAGCACGUCAAAGUGCAAGUAGAUAAAUAGGUACCACUCCAGCAGGAAGGUAAACAGCGUUUCUGUGCGCUGCUCUGGUUUCGCCAGAAGCGGCUUAGUCAUGCUGGCCACAUAACCUAGAAAAGCUGUCUGCAGACAAAUAUCGGCCCCCUCGGCCAGUAAGCGAGAUGAGCACUGCAACCCCAGAGUCGUUUGCGACUGGACUUAACUGUCAGGGGUCCUUUACAUUUACCUUAUCCUUUUGAAACCAUAUGUGGGAAAUGAGAUGAGGGUCUCUCUGUCUUCGCAGGGGCCGGUGGUGACCUUUGAAGAUGUGGCUGUAUAUUUCACGGAGAGCCAGGGGGUUCUGCUGGAUCCUGACCAAAGGGCCUUGUACAGGGAUGUCAUGUUGGAGAAUUAUGGGAACGUGGCCUCGUUGGGUAAGGAGCAUCUGUCUUCAUUACGAAACAGCUGAAUGUCUUCAGGGCAAAUAACGACUUUAUGUAUUUAUUAAUGUCCUAAUUUCUUAAGGUUUUUUAAGGUCAGAUUGCAUGAUAUACUUACCUUCUUGCAAUGUCACGGCAGGCUAUUCUGAGGGAAGACCAAGACAUUACAUUGUUCAUGCAUCUGCCCCAUUCUUUAGCAUCCUUUAGAUCAUUUAAGGCCGUACGCAUGGGGUCAGGGAUUUACAGGGCUUACUGACCACUGUAUAUUGAAAUGGGUUAGAAAUCCCGAGUAACACCGGUGCAAAAUGGCAGAGAUGGGCAUGGGAUUUUGGAGGAGCUCAGUUUUAAGGCAAACCACGUAGUGCAGGGGUCAGCAAACUUUUUCAGCAGGGGGCCGGUCCACUGUCCCUCAGACCUUGUGGGGGGCUGAACUAUAUUUUUUUUGGGGGGAAUGAAUGAAUUCCUAUGCCCCACAAAUAACCCAGAGAUGCAUUUUAAAUAAAAGCACACAUUCUACUCAUGUAAAAACACUCUGAUUCCCAGGCCGUCCACAGGCCAGAUUUGGAAGGUGAUUGGGCUGGAUCCGGCCCCCGGACCUUAGUUUGCCUACCCAUGACAUAGUGGGUAAACAAAUACAGUCAUACCUCAGGUUACAGACGCUUCAGGUUGCGUGUUUUCGGGUUGCGUACCGAGCCAAACCUGGAAGUACCAGAAUGGUUUACUUCCAAGUUUUGGUGCUCAAGCAUGCACAGAAGCGCCGAAUCGCAACCCACGUGUGUGCAGACGCGGUGCUGCGGGUUGUGAACAUGCCUCCUGCACGGAUCACGUUCGCAACCCGAGCGUCCACUGUACAAUAGCCAGCGUGCUGCCUAGGAAAAAGUCUUCUGACCUUUAAGUUACUGUAACAAUGCACAAUGCACAAACCAUAGUUAAAGCUAUGGUUUUCCCAGCAGUGAUGUGUGGAAGUGAGAGCUGGACCAUCAAGAAGGCUGAUCGGCAAAGAAUUGAUGCUUUUGAAUUAUGGUACUGGAGGAGACUCUUGAGAGUCCCAUGGACUGCAAGAAGAUCAAAGAUAUCCAUUCUUAAGGAAAUCAGCCCUGAGUGCUCACUGGAAGGACAGAUCCUGAAGCUGAGGCUCCAAUACUUUGGCCACCUCAUGAGAAGAGAAGACUCCCUGGAAAAGACUCUGAUGUUGGGAAAGAUGGAGGGCACAAGGAGAAGGGGACGACAGAGGACGAGAUGGCUGGACAGUGUUCUCGAAGCUACCAGCACAAGUUUGACCAAACUGCGGGAAGCAGUGGAAGACAGGAGUGCCUGGCGUGGUCUGGUCCAUGGGGUCACAAAGAGGCAGACACGACUAAACGACUAAACAACAACAACAGUGCACAGUGCAACCCGGAAAGGAAAGAAGAGGCGUUCAGGGAUAUUUGUUAAAAAAUAAUUUGCUGUUAUUUUUAUAGAUUCAGGAAAUUCAGCUAUGUAUUUGAUGGUGAGUUGUGUUAUGAAAGGUAGUUUUGGGGCUUGUUUUCCGGAGUCACUUUGUGGGGCUCCUAGGAUGAGUUUGCGGGGCUUGACCACAUCCUUAGACAUUUUCUGUUUUUCUUUCCUGGGAAGGAUCUCCAUUCGCCAAACCUGAACUUAUUUGCCAGCUGGAAAAGGGGGGAGAGCUCUGGGUGCCAGAUUCUCAGGACUUGGAUGAAACAGAGAGUUCCAGCUCCAACUCAGGUGAGGGGUUUUGGGAAACCAGGAGACCAAGACUCUUUCCACAUUUCUGGGAAAUCUGGCCAUUAUCCUUUUAAAAUGUUAGGAUUUCCUCCUAAUUUAAUUAUUGUACAACACCUAGCCCUUAAGCUGCAUUAUAUUUAUAUUUUGAUAGGAGUUAGUGUUUGAUAUAGUGACGCGGGUGGCGCUGUGGUCUAAACCACUGAGCCUAGGGCUUGCUGAUCAGAAAGUCAGUGGUUCAAAUCCCCACGACAGGGUGAGCUCCCGUUGCUCGGUCCCUGCUCCUGCCAACCUAGCAGUUUGAAAGCACAUCAAAGUGCAAGUAGAUAAAUAGGUACCGCUCCAGCGGGAAGGUAAAUGGUGUUUCCGUGCGCUGCUCUGGUUCGCCAGAAGCGGCUUAGUCAUGCUGGCCACAUGACCCGGAAGCUGUACGCCGGCUCCCUCGGCCAAUAAAGCGAGAUGAGCGCCGCAACCUUAGAGUCGUCCACAACUGGACCUAGCAGUCAGGAGUCCCUUUACCUUUACUAGUGUUUGAUAUACAGUGGAACCUCGGAAGCCAAACACUUUUGAACUCGAAUGUUUUGGCUCCUGAAUUAUUGAAAACUGAAGUGAUUGUUCCAGGUUUCAAACGUUUUUCGGAAGCCAAACAUCCGGUGUGGCUUCCACAGCUUCUGAUUGGCUGCAGGACACUCCUGCAGCCAAUCGGAAGCUGUGCCUUGGUUUUCGAACUGUUCUGGGAGUUGAACGGACUCCCAGAAUGGACUAAAUUGGAAAACCAAGGUACAGUCAUACCUCGGGUUGAAUGUGCUUUGGGUUGAGCGCGUUCGAGUUGCGCUAGGUGGCAACCCAGAAGUAACGGAGCGCGUUACUUCCGGGUUUCUCCGCUUGCACAUGCGCAGACGCUCAAAAUGACAUCACGCGCAUGCGCGGAAGCGGGGAAAAGCGGCGCGUGCAUGCGCAGACGUGCCGUCGCUAGUUACGUUUGCUUCUAGAUACGAACAGGGCUCCUGAACGGAUCCCGUUCAUAUCCAGAGGUACCACUGUACAACUGUACUGGCAUUGUGGGGAGAAGGAAGAUGUGGGCGUUGAUGGGCCUCUUCUUGACUUUAUGUUAGUAGCUGAAUUUCCACCUUCUAACUCUUAACAUGUUUCAAUCUUCUUUAUCCUCCAAAAUAAAUAUUUUUCUUACUAUUUCCCCCAUAUCUCAGCAGGUCUGUGCAAUCAAAAGAAUUUAUAUUUCACGUGGGGGUUGCAGUUAACGCAGAUAUCUGCCCUUGCCAAUCGCCAGCAAAAGAUGGAAGGAGAGAAACUGAACAAAUGCAUGGACUGUGGAAAGCGCUUUGCUCGGAAAUCAAAGCUCGUGGAGCACCAGAGAGUCCACACAGGAGAAAAACCGUACCAAUGCUUCGAGUGUGGGAAACGUUUCGCUUGGAAAUGGCCGCUUGUGAUACACCAGAGAGUCCACACGGGAGAGAAACCUCACCAAUGCUUGGAGUGUGGGAUGCGCUUUGCUGAAAAGCCAAAACUCAACAGGCACCAGAGUAUCCACACUGGAGAGAAGCCGUAUAAGUGCUCCGAAUGUGGCAAAACGUUUGCUCAGAAAUCGUACCUCAUGAUGCACCAGCGAAUCCACACGGGAGAGAAGCCAUUUCAGUGCUUGGAUUGCGGCAAAGGCUUUGCCCACAAAUCGAAACUUGUGAGCCACCAGAGGGUUCACACCGGAGAGAAAGCGCACAAGUGCUUGGAAUGCGGCAGAUGUUUUGCUCACAAAUCGUACCUCGUGAUGCACCGCCGAACCCACACUGGAGAGAAACCUUUCGAAUGCGUGGACUGCGAGAAGUCCUUUGCCCAGAAAUCACACCUCACGAUCCACCGCCGAACCCACACGGGAGAGAAACCUUUCAAAUGCCUGACGUGUGGGAAAUGCUUUGCCGAUUCCUCUGCCUUUACGGGACACCAGAGGGUCCACACCGGCGAGAAAACCUACAAAUGCGCACAGUGUGGGAAGUGUUUUGCUUGGAAAUCAAACCUCACUCUGCACCAGAGAAGCCACGCGACCGAGGAAGCGUGCAAAUGCUCCGAGUGCGGGAAAUGUUUUGCUCGGAAAUCGCACCUCCGCAGCCACGAGAGAGUCCACAGAGGAGAGAAACUGUACAAAUGUUUGGAGUGUGGGAAAUGCUUCUCCUGGAAGUUGCAUCUCGCGAACCACCAGAGAGUCCACGGGGGAAAGAAGCCACAUAAGUGUUUGGAGUGUGGGAAGUGCUUUGGUCAGAAAUCGCACCUCACAAUCCACAAAAGCGUUCACACGGGAGAGAAGCCCUUUAAAUGUUUGGAGUGCGGGAAAUGUUUUAAUCUCAAGUCCCGUCUUGUGGAACAUCAAAGAAUCCACACGGGAGAGAAACCCUACACAUGCAAAGCGUGCGGGAAGGCUUUUGCUAACAAAUCAAAUCUCCAGACACACCUGAGAGUCCAUACAGGGGAAAAGCCGUUCAAAUGCCUGGAGUGUGGGAAGUGUUUCACUGUGAAAUCUAGUCUCGUGAAGCACCACAGGACCCACACAGGAGAGAAACCUUAUAAAUGUGUGGAGUGUGGGAAAUGUUUUGCUUGCAAAUCGCAGUACGUGAUGCACCAGAGGAUCCACACGGGAGAGAAACCCUUUAAAUGCACAGAGUGCGGGAAAUGUUUUGCUCGGACGUCGUACCUCAAAAACCACCAGAGACUUCACACUGGGAAGAAGCCGUAUAAGUGCUUAAAGUGUAGGGAAUGUUUUUCUUUGAAAUCAGCCCUUCUCAGACACCAGGCAGCUCACACAGAUGACGGACCUCAUGAAUAUUCAUCCCAGUAGAGAUUCUUCACACCUGAGAACACCAGGUAAGACAUUGUUACAUUUAUUUCCACAUGUUAUAAUUUUGACUGGCCUAAUUAUGUCUAUGGGGCAGAGAUUCUCCACUGCUGAGCAGAUCAAUACGACCUGCCUUAAAUGAUCAUUCUUCUUUAAUUUAUUGAUUAAUUGAUUGAUUAGUUUCAUUUCUAUACCAUUCUUCAUCCGAAGAUCACAGGAUGGUUUGCAAUAUAAAAACACAAAAGGACAUAACAUAGUAACAAAGUCAAACAAUACCCUUCCCCCCCCCCACAAAAAGUAGUUUAAAAGGCCAUUGUUGUUGUUUAGUCAUUUAGUCGUGUCCGACUCUUCAUGACCCCAUGGACCAGAGCACACCAGGCACUCCUGUCUUCCACUGCCUCCCACAGUUUGGUCAAACUCAUGCUGGUAGCUUCGAGAACACUGUCCAACCAUCUCGUCCUCUGUCGUCCCCUUCUCCUUGUGCCCUCCAUCUUUCCCAACAUCAGGGUCUUUUCCAGGGAGUCUUCUCUUCUCAUGAGGUGGCUAAAGUACUGGAGCCUCAGCUUCAGGAUCUGUCCUUCCAGUGAGCACUCAGGGCUGAUUUCCUUCAGAAUGGAGAGGUUUGAUCUUCUUGCAGUCCAUGGGACUCUCAAGAGUCUCCUCCAGCACCAUAAUUCAAAAGCAUCAAUUCUUCGGUGAUCAGCCUUCUUUAUGGUCCAGCUCCCACUUCCAUACAUCACUACUGGGAAAACUUUAACUAUACAGACCUUUGUUGGCAAGGUGAUGUCUCUGCUUUUAAAAGGUCACAGAUUGUUUAAUUAGUCAAAGGCCAAAAUUAACCCGAUGAGCUAGUUUACUUCAUGAAGAGAAGGUUUUUUCUUUCUUUCUUCUUUUUUUACAUGGGGAAAUAUUUUUGGCUGACUCUCCUCCCAUGUCCUCAGUCUGAAGCAGUACAGUCUAGGAUUCUAAUCUUCAUUCUGUAGAAUGGGAAGAUCAGGUUUAGCUUGAAAUGUUUACCUAUUAUUUAUUUAUUUAUUAAAUUUCUACACCGUCCCUCAUCUGAAGUUGAUAGGGCGGUUUGCAAUAUAAAAACACAGCCAUUUAUAGUGUAAUAAAAAUCAAAAACAGUUCCUACCCCCACCCCCCAAUUUAAAAGGCCAUAGAUUAUUUAAUUAGCCAAAGGCCUGGGAGGAAAAUAAUGUUUUUGCCUCAACCUAAAAGAUAUGUAACGAGGGUGCCAGGCAAGCCUCUCUGGGGAGAGCAUUCCACAAGUGGGGAGCCACUGGAAAAAAGGCCCCGUUCUCGUGUUGCCACCCUCUGGACCUCUCGCAGAGGAGGCACACAAAGAAGGGCCUCAGAUGAUGAACACAGGGUCUGGGGAGAGUCAGACCUUGAGGUACUGUAGCUCUGAGUCAUUCAAGGCUUUAUGAGUCAAAACCAGCACUUUGAAUCGGGCCCGGAAACUAAUUGGCAACCAAUGUAGUUGGGCCAGGAUUGGCAUUAUAUAUAUACAUAAAUUAGAUUAUGUUUUUUAUUAUUUUUCAAUUACAAUAAUCUAAUAGUAGCCUCAUUAUAACAAUGCCAAAUUAUAAUACAAUUACUAAUACCAAUCAUUCAGAUACCAAAUUAUAUAAUUUAGGUGCCCCCCGGCAUGCUAGAAUUAAUGGUUUGAUAAUUUACUUUAUUUCUGCAUUCCAAAAUCUUAUUAAUUUCAAUUACACCCCAGUCCAAAUAACAAUCCCUUAUACAACAACCGCAAUGUUAACGACUUCCGUUCGUAUUAAAUGAUUUAUAAAGCUACAGGGGAAGCGUUCAAGCUAUAUCCUUGUUCUUCCUGUGUGUGGCAAUUAUUCUGUCCGUGUUGUUUCUUGUAAAAUAUUAUGUCUGUCUUUUCAGAGGCAGACCUUUGUAUAACGUGUUGCAGUAAUCUAAUUCUCUUUCUAUUUCUUCACCCCAGCAUCUUAUCCUAGAGAAAUGCUCUUCUGCAAAGUCCAUGGGAGCACUGAGUUUUGGGAGAAGAUAGAGAAGUCACUUGAGAAAGAAUAUUGUCUGAGGAAACAGGCUUUGCCAAAAAGAUGGUUGAUAAUGUAUGCCACAACAGCAGCAAGAAUACUUAUUGCAAAGUAUUGGAAGACACAAGAUCUACCCACUCUGGAAGAAUGGCAGAUGAAGGUGAUGGACUACAUGGAACUGGCGGAAAUGACUGGCAGGAUCCGAGACCAGGGAGAAGAGUCGGUGGAAGAAGAUUGGAAGAAAUUUAAAGACUAUUUACAGAAAUAUUGCAAAAUUAAUGAAUGUUAG
Podarcis lilfordi (Lilford's wall lizard) is the source of this 23866-nucleotide messenger RNA. NCBI's taxonomy places the organism in Eukaryota, Metazoa, Chordata, Lepidosauria, Squamata, Lacertidae. The record is from the annotation of a GenBank genome assembly.